Molecule: messenger RNA, 315 nt
Organism: Staurois parvus
Lineage: Eukaryota; Metazoa; Chordata; Amphibia; Anura; Ranidae
Source: the annotation of a GenBank genome assembly
AUGUAUCUGGAGCACAGGAAAAAUGUCAUAUGUGAAAAACCCCUGGCCAUGAAUUCCAGAGAGGUGAAAGAACUCAUAGCAGCUGCCAGGAAAUACAAUGUCUUCUUCAUGGAGGCCAUGUGGAGUCGAUAUUUUCCUGUGUAUGAUCAGAUCCGUUCCCUUUUAUCCCAGAAGACCAUAGGGGAUGUAAAGGUUGUCCGGGCAGAAUUUGGCUCUAACCAGAAUCAUGUCCCCCGGGCAGUGAGAAAGGAGCUGGGAGGAGGGGCUGCUGGAUAUUGGCUGCUACUGUCUCCAGUUUGCAUUGAUGGUAUUUAA